AACCGAACGUGCAGAGCCAUGCAGCAGCGUGUCCUGGAGCUCAUCCCCCGAAUCGCCAAUGAGCAGCUGACGGAGGAGCUGCUCAUCGUCAAUGACAAUCUCAACAACGUGUUCCUGCGCCAUGAACGGUUUGAGCGGUUCCGAACAGGCCAGACCGCCAAGACCCCAAGUGAAACGGAACCUGCACCUGACCUGAUGGACAUGGGCCCUGGCCCUGCGGCUCCCAGCCACCUCUCGUCCCAGCUGGCAGGAAUGAACUUGGGCUCCAGCAGCGUGAAGGCUGGCCUGCAGUCUCUGAAUGCCUCCGGCCGACUAGAAGACGAGUUUGACAUGUUUGCAAUGACUCGGGGCAGCUCACUGUCUGACCAACGGAAAGAGGUCAAAUACGAGGCCCCCCAAGCAGCAGACGGCCUGGCUGGAGCCCUGGAUGCCCGACAGCAAAGCACCGGAGCGGUCCCUGUCCCACAGGCGUGCCUCAUGGAGGACAUUGAGCAGUGGCUUUCAACCGACGUGGGGAACAACGCUGAAGAGGCAAAGGGCGUCACCAGUGAAGAAUUCGACAAGUUCCUGGAAGAACGAGCCAAGGCUGCUGAUCGGUUGCCCAACCUCUCCAGCCCCUCAGCCGAGGGUCCCCCGGGACCAUCUCCUGGUGCUGCCCCUCGGAAGAAGAAGGCUCAGGAGAAAGAUGAUGAUAUGCUGUUUGCUUUAUGA
This is a messenger RNA of Chrysochloris asiatica (Cape golden mole), 711 nucleotides long. RefSeq names its product target of myb1 (chicken) (gene TOM1). The record is from RefSeq and is a predicted model, not a curated record. The transcript is spliced from 8 exons. Gene Ontology annotation, biological process: signal transduction. Gene Ontology annotation, molecular function: clathrin binding; ubiquitin binding; phosphatidylinositol binding. Lineage: Eukaryota; Metazoa; Chordata; Mammalia; Afrosoricida; Chrysochloridae. Gene Ontology annotation, cellular component: membrane; endosome. Bases 19 to 711 code for a protein of 230 amino acids.